Molecule: messenger RNA, 1113 nt
Organism: Plasmodium cynomolgi strain B
Lineage: Eukaryota; Apicomplexa; Aconoidasida; Haemosporida; Plasmodiidae
Exons: 3
Coding region: 43-1113 (356 amino acids)
Source: RefSeq, a predicted model, not a curated record
GACCAGGAGGUAAAGGAACUACCCUCUAGCGAGAUCUACAGAAUGUUCGAAGAUAAUGUGCACAGUGCUGAUUGUACUCCUAAACGAAGUUUAGAAAGUAUACUAUGGAAGCAUCCUUUUUUUGGAAAACAUAAGAACAAAAUUGUAAAAAAUUGGUGUCGCGCAUUAACAAUGAAGGAGGACAGUACAUUAUACAAUGAACGUUGUGCUUUUCUAUACUAUUGGAUAGGUAGUAAAGUAAAGGGAGCAUUCGAUAGUUUCCUCUUCCCAACUAUGACUAAGGUACUUUACGACUAUUUGAAGCAAUACGGGUUUAGUGGUGGAAAAAUAAUAUAUGAUUACUCCCACAACCAUAAAACUAUAGAAGAACAAUUAGAGAAAAGUGGCAAAUUCUGCAGGAAUAAAUAUUGCGAUUACCUGAGGGAAGUUGAGGAGGCUUUCAAAACAAUAAAGCGUAUUAACAAUAGUAGCAGGGAUGAGUAUUGUACCCAUCUUAUAGAGGAAUAUGGGAAAUAUUUUGAUCAGCAGGGGGAUUUAAAUUUGGAGUACCAAGACGCAAAUACGUAUAAACAUGCAUUAGUUAUGGAGGAAGAACUUGAAGACGAAGAACAUGAUAAGGAUGACGAGGAAGAAGAAGUUGUUACGCAAACUAUGAGGGAUGGACUUCUGAUAGGUUUCCAUUCGAAGGAGGGACUAACAGCAGGGACCAGGCGUGAGUCAGUAGAGCCAUUAGCAUCUGAAGUAAUCUCCCCUGAAACCAACACCACCUCCCCAUCUAAGAAAAACUCUGUCGGGUCUUUUGCUGCUGCCACGUUGGGAAUGACAUCCAUUAUUUUCCUCCUAUACAAAUUUACUCCCCUAUAUUCCAGGAUAAAUACCUUCCUCGGAAGGAGUAACAACAGCAAGAGUAAAAGAAGAAGGUCAGUUGAGCAUAAUUUGUAUAUAGAAAGUGACGACACAACACAAUAUUCCACUGAAAGUUCCACACUUGUUUCAAUGGAAGAGUUUACAACGGAAAAUUCUACAAUAUGUUCAUCCCCAAACACUACGCAGUCUAAGGGAAAAAAUCGUAAAAAUCAACAAACGAAGAAUAUAAGUUAUCAUGCAAUGUAA